UUGAGAGUUGGUUCCCUUGGAAAAGAUAACCUUAGCUAGCACGCUGGCCUGACAAGCGGUGCAAUUACAAAAACUGCUCAGAGGACACUGGGCGGUCCUGGCAGUCAUCGUUUUUGGAGUAUAAUGUUUUGAUGAGAUGCGCACCACUCUGGCCUGCCUUUUGUUACUCCAGCUAGUCAGCAUCUGCAGCAAAGCAGAUGUGACAGCUAACUAGCUAGGUAGCUAGCUGUGGAGCAUCAGCAGCACCGGCUUUGAGGGGAGCGAACAUCACCAUCAGUCUGCGCACCCCGAACAGCCAGUCAACCUCUUUGUUAGUCGUUUCUGUGACGAGACAACCAGUAUAAAGCUACUCCCCACACGUAUCAUUAGAGAGAUGUAUCAGCUCCCAGUGAAUAAUCUCACAAGAAUUAGGAGAGCUAGGAAACAAGUGAAAAAAGCACUUGAAGACAUUGGACUGGAGUACUGCAAGGAGGCAGCAGAGGAGUUUAAAGACUUUUGCCCUAAUGAGCAGUUUGUAAAGGGCACUCUUUGCCUUGAUAUCUGCGCAUGGGAUCCAUCAUUCUCUAAAACACAGGAAUACCGAUCGAAGCCAUUUUGCUGCACAGAGUGCUCAUUUUCUUCCAAAUACUACUCAGGCUACAAGAAUCACUUCCGCAAUGUACAUAGGAAAAUCUUCGAGAGUAAAAUUCUGCUCAACUGUCCAUACUGCACAUUUACUGCAAGCAAGAGAACUUUGGAGACACAUGUUAAAAUAUUCCACAUGCCCACUUCAGUACGGCAGAACUAUGGGAGCUCACAGGGAAUUGCACUGGGAAAGAAGGACAGAACAUAUCUUGACAGGGCCCGACAGGGAGUCGGUGUGGAGAAAGCAAUGUAUUUUUGCAAGAAAUGUACGUUCCGGGACACACUCUACAAUGUUGUGAGAAGGCACAUCUACAGGGAACAUUUUCAACAUAUUGUCUCACCAUAUCUUGGUAUGGUUUCUGAAUCUUCUGUCAAAAAUGGUGCUAAUUCUGUCAAUGGCAACAACAUCCUCUGUAAACGCUGCCAGUUUUCCACUCGUAGUUAUGAGGCUCUAGUACAGCAUGUUAUAGAGUACCACGAGCGCAUCGGUGCUCAAGUCACUACCAUGAUUGGACAUGCUAAUGUUAUUGUGUCCAGACCCCAGUCCUUAGUGGAGGUGUCACAGAAGGCCCCUCUGAUCAUUAACAGGGGCCACACACAUAGAGCUGACCCCAUAGCCCAACCGGUAAUUGGCUAUUUAAAACCAGCAGUUCAUGUUGUUAAAAAUCAGUUGUCUGUAGCAGCCAGUCAGGGGCGUGCCACAGUUCCUGGCAACAGUUCUGUGGCUGAAAAUAAUUCUACCGGUGUAAACACAGCACAGACACAGAAAUGGAAGAUAUGUACAGUUUGCAAUGAGCUUUUUCCUGAAAAUCUCUAUAAUGCUCAUUUUGAAAAGGCACACAAGGCAAAGAAAGUCUGGGCACUGGCAAAGUACAUCAUGAAAAUCCACAACUUUACUAGCAAGUGUUUGCUUUGCAACCGCUAUCUGCCCAGCGAUACACUGCUUAACCACAUGCUAAUCCACGGGCUCACCUGUCCACAGUGCCACUCUGCUUUCCACAAUGUUGAGAAAAUCAUGGAUCAUGUAGCUCAUGCUCAUCCAGAUGACUUUGUUGGGCCUCCUGGUGCAUCACCUUUAACUUUUGACCUCACCAUUAAACAAGAUAAGUCAAGUAAUGUACAGCUUGUUGUUCUCACUUUUAACAUGAAGGAAUCUAUCAAUGGUCAAGAUCAGCCCGCACCUGCUCAUAAUAGUGUUCCACCUCAGGUCAAAGUCACCGCUCCCAGAAUGAUUGAGAGGAAGAGUGAACCACUUGCUGGUAGAAGUUUACCCUCAGUGACUAACAAGAGUGAGGUUGGAAAGACUCUGUGUCCACUGUGUUUCACAAUCCUCAAAGGUCCCAUCUCUGAUGCUUUGGCCAUGCAUUUGAGGGAGCGACACCAAGUGCUCCAGACAAUGCAUCCUGUUGAAAAAAAGAUGACAUACAAAUGCAUUCAUUGCUUGGGGGUUUAUACAAGUAACAUGGUGGCCUCCACAAUCACACUGCAUCUUGUGCAGUGCAGGGCUGUUGGUAGGACCCAAGCAAACCAAGGCUUCAAGUCUGCUUUGACACUCAACUCAUCUGGGGCCGGAUUCCUCAAGAGGCAGCCACCACCACAGGCCAUGUCAAAUGCCAAGAAGUUAAAACUGAGCAAGGAGUCAAAGAUUUCCUCCACAGCCAUUGGAAAUCAGUCACAAUCUGAUGACCUUGCUCUGGAUCCUAGAAGCUAUGAGCACAAGACAUAUGAAGCCAGGAAAAAUUUCCUGACGGCCUACUUCAACCGACGACCAUACCUUUCCCUUCAGGAAGAGGAGAAGCUGUCUGGAAGUCUGUGGCUGUGGAAAUCUGACAUUGCUAGUCACUUUGCAACCAAGCGAAGGAUGUGCGAGAGACAUUGUGAAACCACGCAGGUGUCUGUGCUGCUAGGCUUCGACAUGCAAGCUAUCAAGAGAGUUAAGCAUGACCUGAUAUUUGAGGAGAGCAAGGUUGAUGGCAACCCAGUGGGGAGAUCUGGAGGCCUCAAGUCUGGUACUCCAAGCACAGAACAAAACAGGCCUUGUGAGACACUGAACUGUACCUUAAAUCUCAGCAGGUGCACGGAGACCAUUUCCAUUGACUCAGACAGUGAACCAGAAACAGAGAAUAGACCUACUGAGAAUGGAAACCAACAUGAGAAUGUUAAAUCACAGGAGCCAGUAAACCUGACAGAAGAGUCAGAACCUGUUAACACGGACGAUUCCUGCAGAGAAUCUUCUUUGCAAGAUGGGAAAGAAAAUGCUUGGAUGACUUCCUGUUAGUGUCCCUGCUGAGCAGUGUGCCUUCAUGGAGUAACAGUUAAGUCAUAAAGUAGCGUGUACAAUUAAGAUGAAGACAAAACAGGUCAUCAGUUACAAAUCAAAUGUUUGGUCAGAUGGCAUGGGUCAUUUAUUCAGCUCCAGAUGUCACUAAUGUUGGGGAUAAAAGGAAAAUAAGUUAUCAUCAUAGUGCAGAAGUAUGUGACACUGUAUAUAUUUUAGUCAUUGUUCUCUGUUAGGUUAUUCAUACCUGUGUUAUUCACCUUUAACUGUCACAAAAUUUCUGAGAUGAGAUUAUGCCAACCUUCUUAUUUCCAUAGUUUUGUUUUCUCUACUGUGACAAACUAUCAUAUUGCCAUUUCACAUUUAGAAAGUGUAGGAUAUGCUAAUUGCUUAUGUACACGUUUUAAUAAAUAUGUUUGUUUAAUUAAAA
Messenger RNA from Scatophagus argus, 3332 nucleotides. RefSeq names its product activity-dependent neuroprotector homeobox a (gene adnpa). Gene Ontology annotation, biological process: regulation of gene expression. Lineage: Eukaryota; Metazoa; Chordata; Actinopteri; Scatophagidae. Bases 374 to 2902 code for a protein of 842 amino acids. Gene Ontology annotation, cellular component: nucleus. The transcript is spliced from 4 exons. The record is from RefSeq and is a predicted model, not a curated record.